Molecule: messenger RNA, 1365 nt
Organism: Aspergillus candidus
Lineage: Eukaryota; Fungi; Ascomycota; Eurotiomycetes; Eurotiales; Aspergillaceae
Product: histone H3 family protein
Exons: 2
Coding region: 312-860 (182 amino acids)
Cellular component (GO): nucleosome
Molecular function (GO): DNA binding; protein heterodimerization activity; structural constituent of chromatin
Source: RefSeq, a predicted model, not a curated record
UGAAGCUCUCCACACUCCACUUUAGCAAUUCCAUUUCUCUUACCUGUGUUCCUGCUUCUUUCUUUUCCUUUCUUUUAUAAUUUUUUUCUGAUUCUUGUUAAUUUUUUAUUAAUAUCUGUUUAGCUGUGGUGUGUCAUCCGACAGCAAACCAAGCUCUCCACAUUCCUACAUCGGAACCGGAACAACAACCAGCUUCCUACAACCUCAAGGACUCGACAGUGCCCCCUCUCUGCAACCAUUGCAUGGAAGACACUCCUCCUGGGAUAUAUCCGUGAUCACCCUACCCUAUUAAACACCCCCACUUCACAACCAUGCCUCCGAAGACCGGCAAAGGGCGCAAGGUCACCACCGCCCCCUCAACCAAAGCCGCAGCAGCAGCAGGAGACGACGCCGCCGGUCCCUCGAAGAAAGCCCCCACAACCACAUCCCCGACUGCCCGACGGGGGCGCAAGUCAACCGGAGGAGUAACCAAGGGGGGGAAGACACCAGCCAAGCGGGUAUCCGACGUUCAACCCGGAGACCCCACCCCCAAAGGCCGCCGCCACCGCUACAAGCCCGGCACCGUCGCGCUCAAAGAAAUCCGCAAAUACCAACGCUCCUUCGACCUCCUCAUCAGCAAGUUGCCCUUUGCGCGCCUCGUGCGCGAAGUCGCCAUGGACAUGCUCCCCGCCGAGAUGGCCCACGAGCUGCGCUGGCAGUCGCAUGCCAUCCAGGCUUUGCAGGAAGCCGCCGAGGCUUUCCUCGUGCAUCUGUUUGAGGAUACGAAUCUUUGCGCGAUCCAUGCUAAGCGCGUUACGAUUAUGCAGAAGGAUAUUCAGCUGGCGAGGAGGAUUAGGGGGGCUUGGGCGGGGUUGGGUUGAUCCCUGUUCCGUUCCUUGAUUUCUGAUUUCUCUUCUUUGGUGAGGACUGUGCCGAAUGAGUAGGCACAAGAACAGAAGAAAUGGGACAGAAAAAGAGAAAGCAAGUGGCAUUGGGAACAGCGCGAUCUGAUCAUCGCGCUCUUCUUCUAUUGAUUUUCACUCCUUCAUUUCAUCCGAUAGCGUGGACUGCGGGUCAUCAUCCCCCCAAUCUACCUCACUAUCAACCGAAUGGAUGGAUAGCAGGGUUGCAGGCGUCUGGGGAAGUCCGGAGUUUAUUUCGCAGGGUUUCACUCUCUGCUGGGUUGUCUGUGCUAUUUGCGUGGUGGUUUACCGUUUCUUUCUAUGAUCGACCCCGUCUAUUAUCGACCCCGUCUGCGUGCGAUGGCUGUAGGGGUAGGGCACUUUGGUCGGUCUUUAUGUCUUGUCUGUCUGUCUGUCUGUCUGUCUGUCUUGUCUUGUAUUUCUGUAUAUUAGGUAGAGGAGUGAUGGAGAGCUGGGGAUGGAG